This is a messenger RNA of Racocetra persica, 393 nucleotides long. Lineage: Eukaryota; Fungi; Glomeromycota; Glomeromycetes; Diversisporales; Gigasporaceae. The record is from the annotation of a GenBank genome assembly.
UUACAAUCAAAAUCACCUACUUCAAAUACCUUAACUAUGCCAUUACAAUCAUCUCAAAUAGCGCAAUCAAUUACAUCAACACAAUCAACAAAUUUAAACAACUUAUUGCAGUCUAUCUCUUUAACUAAAAAAAAAAAAGCUGAUACAACAACUUCUGACCUUUUCAUGACUAGUACUAGCAAUAAGUUUAGCAAACAAUCACCUAUGAGUUUUCCUCAAGUCAUUGUCGACUCUUCACCUUCUACUGUUCAACAUGAUGAAAAUCUAGUACUACCACCUGUUGAUUUACGAACUCUGUCAAAGAUUUUAAGCGUCAGACAAAAAAGCUUUACCCAAAUUGAACAUAUUACUAGAAGACAAGCUAAACUUGAAUAUCUUAUCACCGAACAAUGA